CGUUCUUAACCAGCAAUCAAGAAACGGUCCUGGUUUCCUGCAGCAGGAGGGCAUGGGUCCAGGAACAUGGGAUAACAGUGUGAGAGGCUCGCACUCACGCUCACGCUCAAGCUCACGCUCACGGUUAAGGAUCUCUGCAAAACAAGUUGCUCUCUGUGCCCAGAGCUUGGGAUUUGCUGGUUUGAGAGUCUUGUUCCAGGGAAGGAAUGCUUUCCACGAGGGGACGUUUGGCCUGCACGUAGGCCUUCGUGAAUCAUGCUUGCCCUUCCUGCAUACCACACUUAUUAACCCAUUUAACUCCUCCAGCCACUCGCAGAAGUGGGUCGGGGUAUUCUCCCCACUGUAGUGAUGAACGCCAGACCUGGAGCCUGCAGCAGCCGAGAGGCUGGGAACCUGGCGCGGAAGCCGCGGCUCCAAGAUGGGCUGUGGGUCUGAUCCUGGAGCAGCGAUAUGAUUAGCUCUCUGCAAGUCCGCAGAAGCUUUUCUCUGUCACCAGGGCGGUGGGAGGCGGCGCGUGGAGAUGGGAAGCCAAGAGUUAACGGUCGAAACACACGUGCAAGUCUCUGGGCUGCUUGGUGGCUGCUGACAUCCAACGCGAAAUGUGGGUGAUUCUCACCAUGAGUAAGAAUUCAUCCCUGGUAACCCGGUGAGUGAGGAAAUGUAGCAGAGAGGCAGCGAGGCAACACCUGCCCCAGCUUGGCGCGGACAGCCCAGCCCAGACAGGCGCCCUCCCUGCACGUCCCUGGGGCACCCUCACCAUGUCCAAGAAGGGCGCGGGCGGCCGAGGCAAAGGGGACAAGGCGGACAAGGAGCUCCUUGUCGGGCUGCAGGCCGCCAACGAGGAGCUGCGGACCAAGCUCACGGAAAUCCAGAUCGAGCUGCAGCAAGAGAAGAGCAAGGUCAGCAGGGUGGAGAGGGAGAAGAACCAGGAGCUGAAGCAGGCGCGCGACCACGAGCAGCACAAGGCGGCCGUGCUGCUCACGGAGCUCAAGACCAAGCUGCACGAAGAAAAGAUGAAGGAGCUGCAGGCGGUGCGCGAGGCGCUGCUGCGACAGCACGAGGCCGAGCUGCUGCGCGUCAUCAAGAUCAAAGACAACGAGAACCAGCGGCUGCAGGGGCUGCUGCACGCGCUGCGCGACAGCGGCCCGGACAAGGUCAAGACCGUGCUGCUGUCCGAGGCGAAGGAGGAGGCCAAGAAGGGGUUCGAGGUGGAGAAGAUAAAAAUGCAGCAGGAGAUCUCGGAGCUCAAGGGGGCCAAGAGGCAGGUGGAGGAGGCGCUGACCGUGGUCAUGCAGGCGGACAAGAUCAAGGCGGCCGAGAUCCGGAGCGUGUACCACCUGCACCAGGAGGAGAUCGCCCGCAUCAAGAAGGAGUGCGAGCGCGAGAUCCGCAGGCUGAUGGAGGAGAUAAAAUUUAAGGACAGAGCAGUCUUCGUGCUGGAGAGAGAGUUAGGUAUUCAAGCCGGGCAUGCUCAGAGACUGCAGCUCCAAAAAGAGGCUCUAGAUGAGCAGCUGUCGCAGGUCAAAGAGGCAGAUCGGCACCUGGGCAGCCCCAGGCGGGAACUUCCUUAUGCAAGUGGUGCAGGAGACGCCUCAGAGCCCUCAGCAAGCCCUGAACAGCAGUUGGAUGAAAAGGAUGCUCGGCGCUUCCAGCUUAAAAUUGCAGAGCUAAGUGCGAUCAUUCGGAAACUGGAGGACCGGAACGCCUUGCUGUCCGAAGAAAGGAACGAGCUGUUAAAGCGUUUAAGAGAAGCUGAGAGUCAGUACAAGCCAUUGCUGGAUAAAAACAAACGCCUCACUCGGAAAAACGAGGAUCUGUCCCACACUUUACGCCGAAUGGAAAACAAGUUAAAAUUUGUCACCCAGGAGAACAUAGAAAUGAGACAGAGAGCCGGGAUCAUAAGGAGACCUAGUUCCUUGAACGACCUGGAUCAAAGUCAAGAUGAACGAGAAAUUGAUUUCUUGAAAAUGCAAAUUGUGGAGCAGCAGAGCCUCAUAGACGAACUUUCCAAGACCCUGGAAACAGCUGGCUAUGUGAAGAGUGUGUUAGAGCGUGACAAGCUUUUAAGAUACCGGAAACAAAGGAAGAAAAUGGCAAAGCUCCCCAAGCCGGUCAUCGUGGAGACCUUCUUCGGGUAUGAUGAAGAAGCCUCCUUGGAGUCCGAUGGCUCUUCCAUCUCGUACCAAACGGACAGGACAGACCAGACCCCGUGCACCCCAGAUGAUGACCUGGAGGAGGGCAUGGCCAAGGAGGAGACGGAGCUGAGGUUCCGGCAGCUGACCAUGGAGUACCAGGCUCUGCAGCGCGCAUAUGCCUUGUUACAGGAGCAGGUCGGAGGGACGUUGGACGCAGAGCGAGAAGUUAAGACCCGUGAGCAGCUCCACGCAGAAGCGCAGCGGGCACAGGCAAGGAUAGAGGACCUGGAGAAGGCCCUGGCCGAGCAGGGGCGGGAUAUGAAGUGGAUUGAAGAGAAGCAAGCACUGUAUCGGAGAAACCAAGAACUGGUAGAAAAGAUUAAACAAAUGGAGACGGAAGAGGCUCGGUUAAAACACGAGGUCCAGGAUGGGAAAGACCAAAACGAGCUGCUGGAAUUCCGCAUCCUGGAGCUGGAGGAGAGGGAGAGGAAGUCGCCUGCCAUCAACUUCCACCACAUCCCCUUCGUGGACGGCAAGAGCCCCCUCCAGGCGUACUGCGAGGCGGAAGGCGUGACGGACAUCCUGGUCACAGAGCUGAUGAAGAAGCUGGACAUCUUGGGGGACAACGCCGUAAGUAAUCUGACCAAUGAGGAGCAAGUGGUCGUCAUACAAGCCAGGACAGUUCUGACCUUAGCUGAAAAGUGGCUACAGCAGAUCGAAGAGACGGAAUCGGCCCUGCAGCGGAAGAUGGUUGACCUGGAGAGCGAGAAGGAUCUGUUCAGUAAACAGAAGGGCUACCUGGAUGAGGAGCUGGACUACCGGAAGCAGGCCCUGGACCAGGCUCACAAGCACAUCCUGGAGCUGGAGGCCAUGCUGUACGACGCCCUGCAGCAGGAGGCCGGGGCCAAGGUGGCUGAGAUACUGUCGGAGGAGGAGCGCGAGAAGCUCAAGGUGGCCGUGGAGCAGUGGAAGCGCCAGGUCAUGAGCGAGCUGCGCGAGCGGGAUGCCCAGAUCCUGAGGGAGCGCAUGGAGCUGCUGCAGCUGGCACAGCAGAGAAUUAAAGAGUUAGAAGAAAGAAUAGAAGCUCAGAAGAGACAAAUAAAGGAACUGGAGGAAAAGUUUCUAUUUUUGUUCUUAUUUUUCUCCUUAGCUUUCAUUUUGUGGUCAUAGCUUGCCUGGGCACCCCGGCCUGCCCCCAGAGGAGCCGGACCCUAUUCCUCCAGCUGGACCGGAGAGCAGCGGGUGCCCAGGUGACAAAACAAGGUGCCUGGUGUCAUCCCUGAAGACCCGAGAGGGUGUGGUGUCUACGGACCCCUCCCAGCAAGGAGAGGGGGGAGAGGUCUCCCACUCCUCUGAGCCAGCCACUGGCCACUCUGAUGGGCCAGGAUUGGAGCUGGUUUCAAGGCUGGGCCCCUCUGGAAGAGGCCUGGUCUUGGCUGCUGAACCCUGGGGUCCCUCCGCGGGAUGCAGCCUCCUAAUCCUGGUUCCAGAGAUGUGUCAAUCCCUUGCUACACAGAAGCAGAGAGCGCUUCUGGGCAGGGGUGUGUCCCGAGUCCUGCACACUCACCCCUCCUGGCUCCCACAGUCGCUGCUCCAGGGUGUCUGAGAAAGAGUCUCAGAAAACGCAGGCACCCCACAAAAUGACAGAAUGCAGGCUGUGGCCGCAUGGUGACCUGCAUUCAGGGAGACCAGGACAGUUCGUGGGGACAUCUGAGGACCGUUUCCUGUGACACCGCAGGUGGCUAUGGUGAUGCUGUGACUCACUCCCCGGGUCCAAGCACUUACUGAUGGACUCAGCACGAUGCCCUCUCUUGUUUAUGAUGCUGUCACUCCGUGGGUGCCGAUGGGAGUGUAGCUGCCGCACUGCACUGUGCCAUCACCCUGCUGCCUCCUUACCCAGCCCGAGAUACGAAGGCUGAAGUCCUGCCCUGAGCCUCGGCCGGGGAGCCUGGCUGGGCUGACCAAAGGGAGGACUGAGCAGCAUGGUGACGGGAGAUAGGACGAGAUGGGACGGCCCACUGGGAAGGAUAGAGGCCGCCUCUGAGCACAGCCCAGACCCUGUGACGGCCCUGGGUGUGUUGCCACCCAGCUCGGAGGCCCAUGGGUGGCAGGAAGCCGGGCAUGGCCAAAGCUGCCCUAUGAAAACUCUGCCCUUCACGCUCAAGGGACUGCGCUGAGGUGACGGGCAGCAGUGUACCCGCAGAUGAAGAAGGGAGCCUGAUGCCCACGUGGAGAGCAGAGGAUGCAGCAUGCUGGUUUCCAUUUGAGCGAUUUCCAUUCCUGCUGAGCUUGGGCCCACAGCCCAGGGGCGCCUCCCAGCAGCGAUGCAGCCGAUGUCCACCUCUUGUGUGGGCCUCACACCGUGGUGGUCUGAGGUCAUUGCUCUCAGUGCUGAAGUCGCAAGGGGUGCGAGUGUGCACGCACACGCACGUGUGUCCAACCGGAAGACCAUGCACAGCAUUUUAGCUCUUUGGGGCACUCAGAAGUUGACAUGCUGGGCAGUUAGCUGUGCAGCCAGAUGAGAAUGUGACACACAACACUGUGUAGCAGAAAACAAACUGCAUCCCCCAGAGGCUGGAGGCAGGGGUGACUGGCUGCCUGCACGCGUUAGGUUCGUUUUACAUUUGUGUUGGAAGAAACAUUGAACUCCGGUGCAAACGACAGUGGCAGCUGGACCAGGCUUGAGUCCCAAGGAUGAAAUCAGGAGAAGCUUAUAGGAUCAGACACAAGUCCUUUCCCUUGGUGGGUGCAGGGUUUUUGCUGGGCAACACACUUUUUAUUCACACGCGUCCAAGAAGAACGCAUCCUUCUGUUGUCAUUAGAGCCAUGCUCACUCAGUCACUUGGACAAGACAGGGGCCGCUUCCCUGCUUCUCUGCUGAGCCUCAUGCUGGGGUUUGUGUCCCACGUCAGAAAUCUCGUUCAAUCAUCCGUUCGUCAUUUUGUCUCAUUCUAACGACUGCAUCCUCUUGGCACGUUUGUCGUCCUCAGGAGCAAAUGGUAAACAAUAGUCUUGCGUUAAUAAAAGCUGCCCUGGAGUUAGGGGUGAACUCCAGCUCCAGGGGAGAGGGACUGUGUGACACAGGCCCAGAGUGCCCCGCGGUCCCAGGUUCUGCUGUGCUGGGGCUCUUGCCCUGUGUGCCCCAGCACAGGACCAGCAGCUGAGGCCACUCAGAAUCUGAAGACACGCAUUUGAAACCCGGACUGACAGCCCUGUUCCUUGGAUUGUCACAGUUUUGCAUGUUACACAGACAUCUGGAGUAGUUCACGUGGCCUCCCCACCCGCUGGGACUCUGAAGCACAGCUUAUAACUUGAAGUGCACCCUGUGAACGCGCGCCUGUGCUCACGGCGUUGUUACCACAUGUGAAACGUAUGUACAUAGCAACAGGAAAAUGGCUCGUGGUUGUUUGAAAUGACAUCCCAGGCACCAGCCUGCAUUUGCCGCCCCCCACAUUCCUGAAAGUGCACGCUUAGUCGCAAUGCCCAUUUUUUUCCUUUGGAUAAUCAUUGUUUUUAGUUUCGUGUCAUAGGUACCUGACUUUGCAUCUGGUUACAGAAUUCAGCAUUUCUGGACUGGGAUUUUGCCCAAGACAGGCAAAUAGGAGCAUUUGUCACUGAUUCCUGCUGGGCCAGCGAGCAUCCAAAGAAGUCACAUAUUUUAAAUAAGUUGCAUUCUCUAAAUCCUAGAAUAUACCGUUUGUUCAAAACCAGUAGGAAGUCUGUGUAAAUGCAUCACUCCCCAAUGGAUCAAGCGGAUGGACCUGAGAUGUCGCCACAGGCUGUGUCUGUCACCAAGGUGCGGGCAUAACACUCACCGAAACAUCGAUCAUACUGUGUGGACGGCCCCACAAACAGCGUGGGCUCGUUUGUCUAAACCCGACACCCAUGUGAUCGCAGCUUCCUUGUUGACACUGGUGUGUGUGCCUCCGUCCCACGGUCUAGGGUGCCAGCCGCUGAAGGACUGUGCUCCUCCUUAAAGUGCCCUCCGUGCCAGGCCCAAGUGCCUUAAUGGCUUGUGAACACCCACCCUGGAAGUCAGAAAGGAGAGGUACCAGGCAUGGGCUCGAAGUAUCAUUACAUGAACCUGCAUUUCCAUCGCCCCAUCAUCGAAACCUUCAGGUGGGCUGUGUGUUUUAACACAGUAAUGGAUUUACGUUUUGGCUCAGGAAAUCAAGUUGUAAAUAUAUGUAUCAAAUCAUAUAUUUGUUUACUGUAUAUUUUUUAAAAGCUUUAUUGUAAAUUUAUGCAACAACGAAUCAGGACUUGUUUCCUCAUGGUGACAUGACAGCCAGUGUUUGCGCUCCCUGGAAAAUCUCCUCAAUAACCACCUUUUAAAUGUGAUGCUCUGUUCAGCGC
Hipposideros armiger (great roundleaf bat) is the source of this 6491-nucleotide messenger RNA. RefSeq names its product Janus kinase and microtubule interacting protein 3 (gene JAKMIP3). The transcript is spliced from 24 exons. Gene Ontology annotation, molecular function: microtubule binding; kinase binding. Bases 759 to 3305 code for a protein of 848 amino acids. The record is from RefSeq and is a predicted model, not a curated record. NCBI's taxonomy places the organism in Eukaryota, Metazoa, Chordata, Mammalia, Chiroptera, Hipposideridae.